AGAGAGGAUGGAGGGAGUCUGUGGGUAAUGGUGUGGUAUUAAAUUCUAAUUAGAGAUGCGGGGAAUCAAUGAUCGGGGAGGUUGGACAGCUCGGUCCCCAGUGCCAGCCCAAUAGACUGAUGAGUUAUUGUCAUGUAAAAAGCGCCAGCAAUAAGACCAACCGCUUUGCCAUUGUCCAAGUGGAAAGAGCCAAGUUUAUUAUGAGGAGUAUAUGCUCUAGAGACAUCGGUCUAGGCGGCUCAUAGGAGGCUUUUCAUAAAACAAGGCGCCGUUCCUAUAAAGGAGGCCAGUUUGGAAGCAGGCGCUGAGCAGUGCACAUCUACCCAGUCCAGCCUUCUUCAAAACAAAUAUUAAAACCGUUAUCUAUCCCGCUCUUUUCCUCCCUUUUUAUUUCCAUCUGCCAUAUUUUCUGUUCUCUCUGAGUUAUAGAUAUUUUCGAGACUGCAGAUUUUCGUCUUACCGAGCCUUUUCAAAUGUAUAAAAUGGAAUAUUCUUACCUAAAUUCCUCUGCCUAUGAGUCGUGUAUGGCCGGAAUGGACACUUCAAGCCUGGCAUCAGCCUAUGCGGACUUCAGUUCGUGCAGUCAAGCGGGUGGGUUUCAGUACAAUCCGAUCAGGACCACGUUUGGGGCCACCUCGGGGUGUCCCUCCCUCACACCGGGCUCCUGCAGUCUUGGGACGCUGCGGGACCACCAGAGCAGCCCGUACGCCGCAGUCCCUUACAAACUGUUUACGGAUCACGGUGGCCUCAACGAGAAGCGGAAACAGAGGCGGAUCCGGACCACCUUUACCAGCGCCCAGCUGAAGGAGCUAGAGCGAGUAUUCGCGGAGACUCACUAUCCCGACAUCUACACGAGAGAGGAGCUGGCGCUCAAAAUCGACCUCACGGAAGCACGAGUGCAGGUUUGGUUCCAAAACAGACGAGCGAAAUUCCGCAAACAGGAACGGGCCGCGGCUGCGGCGGCUGCGGCUGCGAAGAACGGAUCGUCUGGGAAGAAGUCGGACCCGAGGGACGAAGAGAGCAAAGAACCGAAAGUUACCGAUCCAGACAGUACAGGCGGUCCCGGUCCCACCCCUAAUCCCAACACUAGCUGUGGGGGACCAAGUCCGACUGGAGGUCAGGUUAACCCCGCUAAUGGUCCAGUAGAACAGGUGAAGACGUCACUGGCUGGAGGUCUAGGGGUUACUGCACCGAAUCAGGGAUGGGCACCUACCCCAAGCACCAUCACGUCCAUUCCGGACUCCUUAGGUGGACCAUUCGCGAGCGUAUUGUCUUCUUUGCAGAGACAAAACGGAGCCAAAUGCGCCUUAGUAAAAACUAGCAUGUUUUGAUCACUGGCGAAAAGACGUUUCAAAUGAAAACAAACAACAACAACAACAAAAAUCCGAAUUAACUCUGUAAAGUGCACUGUCAUAACUAAUACAAGAGGAAACGUCAGAACAUACUGGAGACUGAUGUCGAAAGGAAGAUGAACACAAAAAAUUGCAAGAUCAAUUUAGACCGUUACACGGCAUUUUGGUUGUCCUUCCUGUCGGUUGUGUUGCCAGCUCUCGAUCCAUUUUGCACCGGACUUAAAAAAAAAUGUUUUUAAAUUGCAUAUCGAGGUGUUUAGGUGAGCACUUGAGUGGCUAGAGCAGCUGCCUGUCACAACGUUGGUUGAUUGUUAAAUUCUAACCUGGAUCCCCCUCCCAUGACUGUUAAUAUUUUAGUUCUAAUAAUUUUCACCAAAGGCACAAAUUACAUUUCACUGUUCACAGAAGUACGUAAACGUUUUGUGUGUCUUUCUACGGCUGUGUUUGUGUUGCUCAAUUGUAUAGUGUUAAUACAAGUAUAAAAAUGAAUUCAAUAGUUGAUCAUAGGAUAUGUUUUCCCUGUAGUUUAUAACGAGUCUUUUUGAUUUUUUUUUUUUAAAAGGUCCUCACGGGUUUAUUUCUUUCUAUAAAGACAACAAUGUACAACCAUUGUAACUUAUUACAUUUCAUCUGCAUGUCCCUUUUACGAUUGUUUUCGGUGAGCAUUUCAGACUUUGUUCAGGAGUUAAAUUUAUUUAUAUGUAGGUAUAAUGAAUGCUUAUAUUUAAAAGAAAAUAUUUCUACAUGUGCAUAUAUAGUUUUCCAGAAGUGUAACAUUGACUUGGUUGUUGAUAAAAUUAUAAGUAAAGUUACAUUGUGUGUUGAUUCUUUCCUUUUAUA
This is a messenger RNA of Paramormyrops kingsleyae, 2192 nucleotides long. It is a transcript of the gene phox2ba, whose product is annotated as paired like homeobox 2Ba. Gene Ontology annotation, biological process: enteric nervous system development; regulation of transcription by RNA polymerase II. Gene Ontology annotation, molecular function: RNA polymerase II transcription regulatory region sequence-specific DNA binding; DNA-binding transcription factor activity, RNA polymerase II-specific. The record is from RefSeq and is a predicted model, not a curated record. NCBI's taxonomy places the organism in Eukaryota, Metazoa, Chordata, Actinopteri, Osteoglossiformes, Mormyridae.